Messenger RNA from Gryllus bimaculatus (two-spotted cricket), 489 nucleotides. NCBI's taxonomy places the organism in Eukaryota, Metazoa, Arthropoda, Insecta, Orthoptera, Gryllidae. The record is from the annotation of a GenBank genome assembly.
UGCCGACCAUGGCUGUAGAGUAUGUCCCCGUGUCAGCGAGUCGAACUCAGGAUUGGCUAGAACGAGUUUACGAGGGGCACCGGCGCGCCGGCCAACGCGAAGUCUUGAACGUCGUACACGACUGGCGGCCGCGUUGGGCUGCGGUGAAGUUGGACACGCGAGCACAGUGCAUUGCGAGGCGUGUUAAUGCGUGCUCAGUUGUUGCCAGCAGUACAAAAGCAAUUUUUGGCGGGCAAAUGAUCCCUGAAGAGUAUGUCCUACAUGGCAGAGGACAUGGCACAGAACAAGACGGGAAGCCACACAAAUUUAGACUUGCCGAAGCCAACUGGAGAUGUUCGGCUUGACUGGGAGCUACUUACGAAUGUGGUUCAGACUCGCAGGCAUUACUGGACUCAAUAUCUUGCUUAUGCAAGAGCAACUAACAGAGAGCUGAUGCGCAUUAGUGAUGAAAUUUAUCCCCAACCUCGCUACAUUUAUUCGAACACAUAA